Messenger RNA from Oncorhynchus nerka (sockeye salmon), 1268 nucleotides. RefSeq names its product scleraxis bHLH transcription factor a (gene scxa). Gene Ontology annotation, molecular function: protein dimerization activity; DNA-binding transcription factor activity, RNA polymerase II-specific; RNA polymerase II transcription regulatory region sequence-specific DNA binding. Lineage: Eukaryota; Metazoa; Chordata; Actinopteri; Salmoniformes; Salmonidae. The coding region runs from base 489 to 1121 and encodes 210 amino acids. Gene Ontology annotation, biological process: developmental process; regulation of transcription by RNA polymerase II. The record is from RefSeq and is a predicted model, not a curated record. The transcript has 2 exons.
CACUGGCUAUAAAGCCUAACCAUACCGAACCUCUCAGACAGAAACCACAUGUGGAUCUGAGCACUGGGAGAGAGAGAGUGUAAAAGAGAGAGAGAAAGUGCAAGGGACAGACGUGGAGCCGAGCUGAGGGAGCCACGCAGACGUGGAUCUGAGAGGAGAGAGCAAGAAAGAGAGAACGAGAGAGAGAGACAAAUAGUAUCCUGAGAGGAUCUGAGAAACACAGUGGGACCUGACAUUCCUCAAUUUGGUUUCUCACCUAGAGAAAGGAAAGUUAAAACUCCAAAUGGAACUUUAAUGACAGAGGAACCACGCCAUACUGGAUUGCAUCGGAGUCAAAGGAUUUAGAGAGAGAUACUAAGGUAACACUUGUUACUUUUUUCCUGUGUGAUCAUUGAACUAUACAUGCAUGUCCAGGUGUCACAGCAGUAAACAAAGCCCCGAGUAGAGAUAGAGCUAGUUGACUGUUGGAACUGCAGAGCACAGUGACCAUGUCCUUCGCCAUGGUGCGGCCGGCGCCUAACCGGUACCUAUACUCAGACAUCUCCAUGUUGUCCGAGGACGAGGAGAAUGGAAGCGAAAGCUCGGGCUCGGACGACCGCUCCUUCAGGCUGGAUGCCAGAGGCUAUGACAUCAAAGUCGGGGGCCGCAAACGGAAGCCGGGCAGUGCUGGAGCAGGGCGUCUGGGAGGGGGUCAGCUCCCGCCUCAGAUGCUGCUCUCGCAGGACGGCUCCAUCUCUCCGACAACUGGGCUGCCGCGGCAGCGCAACGCAGCCAACGCGCGGGAACGGGACCGCACCAACAGCGUGAACACGGCCUUCACCGCCCUGCGGACCCUCAUCCCCACCGAGCCAGCCGACAGGAAGCUGUCUAAGAUCGAGACGCUGCGGCUGGCGUCCAGCUACAUCUCCCACCUGGGCAACGUGCUGCUGGUCGGGGAGACAUGCGGGGACGGGCAGCCAUGCCAUGCUGGAGCGACCUCCUCUGCCCACUAUUUACAUCAGCAUGGAUCCCCGGCCCACGACGCAGAGAACUCCCAGCCUAAACAGAUCUGCACAUUCUGCCUCAGCAACCAAAGGAAAGUGAGCAAAGACAGAGACAGGAAAACUGCUCUAAGAAGUUAAUAUCUGGAGGACGACAGAGGGAAGAAACUGACUUGAUGAGCACAACAUAUGAACCAGAACUGUGGACCAGAAACGUGACAUUCUUAAAGGUGUACAUAAAUCAAAACCUGUAUUUAAUUAUAACCCCCCCCCCCAAAAAAAAAAAUC